AUGUGGAUGCUGGUGCCCGUGGCUUUUGCUGGAAAGCUGCUGAGCGCUUUCAGGAAGCCCCUGCGCUCCCUCUGGAGCAGCCUGGUCCCCUGGGUCCUCUGGCUCAGGGCCACACUCUGGCUGCCAGGGGGCCAGAGCACCCGGCCACCGCAGCUGGGCCGGGGAGAACCGCAGGAGAGCAGAGGGGACGGCGGGCAGGGCCCGGACCAGCCCACCACCCCCACCAGCGUCAACUACCAUUUCACCCGCCAGUGCAACUACAAGUGUGGCUUCUGCUUCCACACGGCCAAGACGUCCUUCGUGCUGCCCCUGGACGAGGCCAAGCGAGGGCUGCGGCUGCUGCAGGAAGCCGGGAUGGAGAAGAUCAACUUUUCGGGGGGAGAGCCAUUCAUUCAUGACCGGGGCGAGUACCUGGGCCAGCUGGUGAGGUUCUGCAAGGAGAAGCUAAGGCUGCCCAGCGUGAGCAUCGUCAGCAACGGGAGCCUGAUCCGGGAGCGCUGGUUCAGGACUUACGGUGAAUAUUUGGACAUCCUUGCCAUCUCCUGUGACAGCUUUGAUGAACAAGUCAACGUCCUCAUUGGUCGUGGCCAAGGAAAGAAGAACCACGUGGAGAAUCUUCAAAAACUGAGGACAUGGUGUAGAGAUUAUAGAGUGGCCUUCAAAAUAAAUUCUGUCAUUAAUCGAUUCAACGUGGAUGAGGAUAUGAGGGAGCAGAUUAAAGCCCUGAACCCGGUCCGCUGGAAAGUCUUCCAGUGCCUCCUCAUCGAGGGGGAGAAUUCUGGAGAAGACGCCUUGAGAGAAGCGCAACAAUUCAUCAUCAGCGAUGAAGAAUUUGAAGGAUUCUUAGACCGCCACAAAGAGGUGUCCUGCUUGGUGCCCGAGUCUAACCAGAAGAUGAAAGAUUCCUACCUUAUUCUGGAUGAGUAUAUGCGCUUCCUGAAUUGUAGGAACGGGCGGAAGGAUCCUUCCAAGUCCAUCCUGGAUGUUGGCGUAGAAGAAGCUAUAAAAUUCAGUGGAUUUGAUGAAAAGAUGUUUCUAAAGCGAGGAGGCAAAUAUGUGUGGAGCAAGGCAGACCUGAAGCUGGACUGGUAG
Molecule: messenger RNA, 1092 nt
Organism: Puma concolor (puma)
Lineage: Eukaryota; Metazoa; Chordata; Mammalia; Carnivora; Felidae
Gene: RSAD2
Product: radical S-adenosyl methionine domain containing 2
Biological process (GO): defense response to virus; positive regulation of immune response
Cellular component (GO): endoplasmic reticulum; mitochondrion; lipid droplet
Molecular function (GO): catalytic activity; 4 iron, 4 sulfur cluster binding
Source: RefSeq, a predicted model, not a curated record